UCAUCUUCACCAGAUCAGAUCAACUCUCUCUCUCUCUCUCUCUGGCUCUCUCUCCAAUGGCUGCCGUCUCAGGUACUUGCGUCAGCUUCCAGCGGCCACAUUCUUCCAUGCUCGUGGCCAAGCAGACGCCCAGACCCAACAACCAUCAGCAGAUAGCUGGAAAAGAGUAUUCAUGCUUGAGGCUGGUUUCCAUGGGCUCGCCCAGAAGAAGCAGCUUCACAUCUCUCAGAACCUCAACCUCCAGAUUUCGUGUUUCUUGCUCGGCGAAGCCGGAGACACUGCAGAAAGUGGUGGAAAUCGUGAAGAAACAGCUGGCUUUGCCCGCCGACUCCGAGCUCACCCCCGACACCAAGUUUACCUCGCUCGGGGCCGAUUCCCUCGACACGGUGGAGAUAGUGAUGGGGCUGGAAGAAGAGUUCGGCAUAAGCGUGGAAGAGGAGAGCUCGGAGAGCAUAACCACCGUGCAAGAGGCGGCCGAUUUGAUAGAGAAGCUUGUUCAGAAGAAACCUGGAGCUUAGCAACCACAGCAUUGAGUUUUUUUUUUUUUUUUUAAUUUUUGGGCUUGGGAUUUUUCUGGGUAUUAGUGGGUAUUUGGUAGGUAGGAAGCCGUGUUGAGGAUGGAUUGUUGGAACUAUGUACGUAUCAUCGAGUUGAGUUGAUGAGAUGACAACACACAAACAAAAUUCAUUCGGAAUGAAGGCUCGCUGUUUCUCAAA
Messenger RNA from Diospyros lotus (date-plum), 716 nucleotides. RefSeq names its product acyl carrier protein 1, chloroplastic-like. The record is from RefSeq and is a predicted model, not a curated record. The coding region runs from base 57 to 518 and encodes 153 amino acids. Gene Ontology annotation, biological process: fatty acid biosynthetic process. Gene Ontology annotation, molecular function: acyl carrier activity; phosphopantetheine binding. The transcript has 4 exons. NCBI's taxonomy places the organism in Eukaryota, Viridiplantae, Streptophyta, Magnoliopsida, Ericales, Ebenaceae.